Colletotrichum phormii is the source of this 2052-nucleotide messenger RNA. RefSeq lists its product as uncharacterized. Lineage: Eukaryota; Fungi; Ascomycota; Sordariomycetes; Glomerellales; Glomerellaceae. Gene Ontology annotation, cellular component: nucleus. Bases 1 to 2052 code for a protein of 683 amino acids. Gene Ontology annotation, molecular function: zinc ion binding; DNA-binding transcription factor activity, RNA polymerase II-specific; sequence-specific DNA binding. Gene Ontology annotation, biological process: positive regulation of transcription by RNA polymerase II. The record is from RefSeq and is a predicted model, not a curated record. The transcript has 12 exons.
AUGUCACCCGCAAGCAGAGCAAAUAGAGAGUCCGACAGGAGGAAGCUUAGACGGACAAAAAACGCAUGUAUCAGUUGUCGACAAGGUAAAAUCAAAUGCUCUGGCGAGGAGCCGUGCGCAAACUGCCAACGGCGUUUAAUGAAAUGCGAGUACAUGGACGGGACCAACCCCACGGUGGAUUCAGAGCGAAGAAAUUUGGGAGGGCAGAGGCAUGGCGCGGAACAUCAAUCGACGCCAGGAAGCAAGCGGUCUCGUGGUGCUGCGUUCGGAUCCGAUGACGAGGAUAGCAGUAAGUAUACCGAAGCACUUUUCCCAUGUUGUAUUUUUGAGCUAAUCCAAGGGAUACAGAUUCUCAGUCGGUUGGCCACAGGUCAUCUCAAACGCAAGACUCUUCUGAGUGUGUACACAAGCCCUUUCACGCUGCCCUCUACGACUAUCAAGAACACCCACAGAAACAAGCGCAAUUGGAUCUGGCUAGCUCCAUCUUCAACAUGGUCUUUCACAGCCCGCCUCACCCUUAUGGUGGCCGAGAGACUUCAGGUGGAAACUCCGUUUAGCUUCCUUCCAUCGAUCAUGCCAUCUAAUCUCUUUAAUACCGUGAAGUUUCAUCUCAGCCAGAAUUAUCAAUUGAUUGACGAAACGAACUUCGUGAAGAAUAUAGAAGAGUUCUACUACAGUCUGGCAUCCAAAAAGGCAGCAGAGUCGCAUCUGUGGUUUGUGCAGUUCUUACUCGUCUUAUCCUUUGGACAGGCUUUCCUUUCACGAUCAAAAGGCUCAAGGGAACCGCCCGGUGCUAAGUUCUUUGUUCGCGCCAUGGCGCUGCUCCCAGAGACCAACUCAUUAUGGAAAGACAGUCUGCUAGCCAUCGAGAGAGAAUCUGCUCAAUUAUACAUUGCUCAAGCGAUUCGGAUAGCUCAGCUGGAAGGCUUGCAUACCCAACUUGCCGAGGAUGCACUCGGGACUCAAGCGGUUGCUCGAUGCCGCAGUCUCUGGUGGACUUUUCCCAUGAAUACUCAGGACGCCGACAUAACUACGGUACUUGACCCGCCAAGUAUAUGUUCGCAGCGUGACGCAACACUCGGCCUCCAGGUCAAACUCUCGCGUUUGCUAUCGUCGAUCAUCACUACUAUUUACAGGUCCGAGAAAACUCCGCUUGGUGAAUUUUUGACUUCAACAAAGUCCAUACUUCACACAUUAGCUGGUCAUGCACAGGAAAUUGAGAGAAUAACUCGAUUCAAGUUCCAAAACUCAGUGGAUACCAUGCCAAAAGGAACAAGAAGCAUUACCUUGCUGUAUCAUCAGUGUGUUAUCAUGGCUACGAGGCCCCUAUUUCUAUCCGCCUUAAAGCAAGAGCUGGAGAACUUUGGCUGGGAUGGAAGAGAUCCACAGACAUUCUCGUCUCCCUUGAAGACACUGGUCUCGACGGGCAUUAAAUCAGCGGCGAAGACUCUUCAAAUUCUCUCUGGGGAUGAUAGUCUCCUAGAAGUCUUCCUGACGUUCGAGUUAGAAUAUGCUUACAGAGCUGCCAUACACUUUACAAUGGCCAACGCACUCUUCCCAGCCGCAGUAGGUGCCGACGAACCGGCGCAAAUGCGGCAGACGCACAACGAUAUGGCUAGCAAAGGAAACUUAGUGGCUGAAGUUCGAAAAGCAGAGUUGGCCCAUCUAGAGACUCUUUUUCGCGAAUUCACUCGGCGGGUAGGCGAACAAGACUUCGAAGGCCGUGGACCAUCUGGUUUGAUUGAAGCCAUAGCUGAUCCGACACAAACCCAAACUUUGAUCAAUGAGCCUGACUUAGUAUCUACGACGACGUUGAAUAACACUGAGUUUCUCGAAACCAUCGGUAUCUCUUCGGAUGAUUUUCUUUCAAUCGUAGAACAGAUGGGGAACGAAGAUGAUCUGCCAUUUUCAAUAACUACUGGAUUUAGGAAAAUUUUGGAAGUGAUUGAGGGCAAACAGGAGGCAGGAGCUUCUAGGUCUGCCGGUCGAUAUCACAAUGGAUCAAAUUCCAUUGAACUACAUUCUCGGCCUCAUUGCAUCAUACAUUAUUGA